Messenger RNA from Camelus dromedarius (Arabian camel), 1223 nucleotides. RefSeq names its product prorelaxin. Lineage: Eukaryota; Metazoa; Chordata; Mammalia; Artiodactyla; Camelidae. The record is from RefSeq and is a predicted model, not a curated record. The transcript is spliced from 2 exons. Bases 280 to 879 code for a protein of 199 amino acids. Gene Ontology annotation, cellular component: extracellular region. Gene Ontology annotation, molecular function: hormone activity.
CCAUGAGCAAACAGAUGAAAGUUGGGAGGGGUGCACUAGUGCUGGGAAGAGGGUGGGGAGUGCGGAAUUCCAAGGAGGUAGGUUGGGAAAGGGGUGGAGCUUGGACCCUUAACUCAAGGUCUAAGUAGUAGCCAGAGGGCUAUAAAAACUUGGAGGAGCCAGGCAGGGAAAGCAACCGAAGGUGUGGGAUUUGCACACAUACGGAGGCCGGUAGGCAACAGCAGCUGCAGUAUCUACAGAAAGACUGAAACACCCACAGCAACACAGAUCAGGUCCAGGAUGCCGCGCCUGCUCUUGUCCCACCUGCUAGGUGUCUGGCUGCUACUGAGCCAACUUCCUAAGGAGACCUCAGGCGAGCGUUCAAACGACUUCGUUAAGGCAUGCGGCCGCGAAUUAGUCCGCCUCUGGAUCGAAAUCUGUGGCUCUGUCUCCUGGGGGAGGCCGGCUCCGAGACCGGCUCCGAGACCGGCUCCAAAACCCGCUCUGAGACCCGCUCUGAGCCAGGACAAGAAGCCUCGGCUGAGAUCUGGACCGCCAGCAGAAAUCAUGCCAUCCUCCAUCACCAAAGAUGCAGAAACCUUAACUACGAUGUUGGAAUUCACCCCUAAUUUGCCACAGGAGCUGACGGCCACACUGUCUGAGAGGCAGCCAUCGGCAGAGCCACAACAACCUGCUUUAAAGGAUUCAAAUCUUAAUUUCGAAGAAUUUAAGAAAAUCAUUUUUGACAGACAAAAUGAGGAAGAAGACGAGAGUCUUUCAGAAUUAAAAAACUUAGGCUUAGAUAAACAUUCCCGAAAAAAGAGACAGUUACAAAUGACACUGGGUGAGAGAUGUUGUCAAAAAGGUUGUAGCAGAAAAGAAAUGGCUACAGCAUGCUGAGCUGAAGCCAGCUGCGUAUUCCAUCUAAUGCUCACAUUUUUCUCAAUGGCACAUUCACUGAUGCCUCUGUCACCCCACUGAUUAUCAGAAUAUGAGAAAUCAUGUUUAGUGCUUAGAUUUCCCAUCUGAUGUGUAAAAAUAUGUCGCUUAUAUUACUGUACUUUCUGCUAAUAAAUUUUUUAUGCUAGAUGGUAUUUUUGUCUUUUUAAAUUCAUGACACCAUUAUGUUACUACUAUUUUUUUUUAAUGCUGCUGGCUUAAAAUUACAAUAAAAUCUUAAUCACUUUCGCCACACACAGUAACUCAAAGAAAAUUUUAAAAAUAGGUAGCUUAGUAAACCAUCA